Messenger RNA from Xyrichtys novacula (pearly razorfish), 6564 nucleotides. The record is from the annotation of a GenBank genome assembly. Lineage: Eukaryota; Metazoa; Chordata; Actinopteri; Labriformes; Labridae.
CUCUGAUUCGUCAUCGCAGCGGAAGCGGGUUAUGGCGGCGUAAACAACGCAAGGGUUCUUACGAGUGGCUGCAAACAUGUUGAGUUGCGACGGAAAUUUAAAACUGAAAAAAUAGAACAAAAUAGUAAAAAAUUUCUAGUGCAGGGAGGGUUUCUCUGAGGCGUGUAACUAACAAUCCCUGGUUCGUUUGUUGUUGGAGUUCGAGAGCAGGUUUCGGCUAACUUUUAGCCUAGUUUGCUAAGUUGAGAGAAGAGAAGUUUUUAAUUUGAGAUGGACUGCGUUGUGACAGGAGGAAACGUCAAAGGUAGCAAACCGCGUCAACCUUUAUCAGCCCCAUCUCUGCCAGUAAUACUAGUUUGAAGAUGAUAAUCUGUUUAUUACAUGAACUGUUUAUGUUUGUGUUCCUACCGUCUGUCCAGUCCUGGCCAAAGCCAUCCACUCUCUGUCCAGGAUCGGUGAGGAGCUGUAUGUAGAGCCUCAGGAGGAUGGGGUGAGCUGCUCUGUCAAACACCAACACUUCCUCCUGCCAAGCGCGUAGGCUUGUUGCUUCCUGUUGGUGCACCCUGUGUGCGUCUGUUAUAAUCACUCAUUGCGGUUUUUUUUGUCUCUUGUAGCUGGCCCUGCGGUCUGUGAACUCCUCUCGGUCGGCAUAUGCUUGUUUCCUGUUUGCUCCUCUCUUCUUCAGCAGGUGCAGACUCAGUGUUUAAAUGGCCCUGUAAUGUGUGUGUGUGUUUUUGCUCAUAGUAGAAAGUGUGUCAUUGUGCAUCACAUUUUUUGUUGUUGUUGUUGUCUAUGGUAUCUAUUAGUUUUAAUUUAAUCUGGUCUUCGAUUUCUUGUGCAGGUUUACCACCCCAAGUGGACAAACCUUCCGCUGCAAGAUGGCAAUAAAGGUGUGCUGAGAAGAACUGUUCAUGAAUCUUUCCAUGGUUUCUACAAUUCAUUACUGUUAUUCUGUGUAUUUACAUGGUAAUUAAUGAUUAAAGGGAGAUGCUGGUGUAAAAUUGAUUUAGGGUCAAACACACUGUAACACUGAGUCAGACACCCCCUUCAGAGAUGAAUGUUGCUGACCGCUUGCUUUGCUAGUUUUACCAACUUUAGUAAUGACCGUGCAAUAGCAAUACAGAGAGCCACUUGCUCAACCAAAAAAAACAAUCUAUAGCCACAACUUGUGCUCAGAACAGCACCUAACUUCAUCAACAAUACUUAUAGGGUCCUAGCCAUAGCACUAGCCACCAAACAUCUUUUUAACUUUGUCUGAUUUCUUAAGCAAAGAGACCAAACACAACUCACCUACUCUCUUCCAGCAGCCGCUUGUUUGUAGCGAGACCUCUGGGCGAGUCCAUCAGCUGCAGCGGGGGGAAGCAGCUCGAGGAAGAACAUUUAUGAUAAUUUCUUUAUGGAAAUGCAAUCAGACUGAGACGCUAAAGAAGAAGAGGUCUGCAGUGCAAAAUGAUUAUUAUGAUGAGUAUUACUGAAAGGAAAUGAAAAAGUAAUGAUCAUAAAUAUUCUGUCUUGAGCUGCGUCACCCCGCUGCUGUCGAUGGACUCACCCGGAGGUCUCUUUGUAUGAUAUUUUUUGCAUAAUUGUAAUUUCAGAGGAUUGAGCAAUUCACACGCAAGUAGAAGUUAAAUUCAGUGUGUGUGUGUGUGUGUGUGUGUGUGUGUGUGUGUGUGUGUGUGUGUGUGUGUGUGUGUGUGUGUGUGUGUGUGUGUGUGUAUUUAUGUGUAUAUUUGAGUCUAUUAUAAUUUGUUUAUUUAUUUUCCUCCUUCCUCUUUGUACAAACCAGAGUGUACAGGCCGUAUUCAGGUCCCUGGCAUCUCUAGAGAAGACGGUGGAAAAGUGUCACAUCCAGCUCGAUGAACAGAAAAACCGUCUCACCUUCACCCUCCACUGCAAACACGGUAUUUCCUUCAGAGAUAGUUUGCAGUGUUUUACGUUGAUGAUUACAAAAGGAUUACAUAUUUCUGCAAUGACACACAUUUUUUUAUGUUGCACAUCAUGCAACCAUCACAUUGUAUUCUGCAUGCUUUUGUGUUGGUAUUUUCUCUGCAGGCCUCCUGAAGACACAUAACCUGUCUUUCCAGGACAGUGAAAGCUUACAAGCAGUGUUUGAUAAGGACAGCUGUGCCAAUGAAUUCAGGUCCCAACCCAGGUCUGUAAACCUCUCUAAAAUCUCUCUUUAUUGAAUGAUAACAAACUUUCUUUUAAUUAUAGGCCUUAGACUUUCCAGAAAAGUUUUUACCUGGUUUUGCUAUUGCCCUGUUAUGCUUUAAAAACAUAUGUGCAGCUGAUGCAGGUAUUCAGGAUAAAUUAGAGUUAAUUUAGCAAAUUUAAUGAUUUUAAAUGAAGGGCAAACUGAGGAAGUUAUCAAAAGCAUCAAGCUGCUGUGUUAUCGUUUUUGUGUGUGCAAAAAAAGGUGUUGAAUUAAGGCAUGUAUGGAUUCACAGCUUUGCGCGAACAAUGUUAUUUCAAUACAUAGCACCACAAAACUCUUCAGUUUUUGCUCGGCUAGGUUCUGUCCUUUGUCAUGACAGCUCACUAUGUGAUCUUCCUCACCCUCAGGCUGCUGGUGGACACUGUCAUUCACUUCCCUCAGUCUGUAGAUGAAGUGACCGUGUCAGUGAAUGAUGAGCGAAUGUGGUUCAGGAACCAUGUGGAGGAUGAAGCAGGUAACUGAGCAAUCUAGUUUUCCCAUUUUAAUCCACCUUUAUCAAUGACUAAAAAUUUCAGUCAUCACAUGAAGACUCAAGUAAUUCAGUGCAACAAUGCUCACUUAAAAAUCAGGGUCACUUGGGGUAUUGCACAGAAAUUCAUAACAUUAUAUUGACAUGACAACAGUAAACCCUCCAAAAUAGCAAGAACACUUUUAAAUUUGUUUAGACAGACUUAUUCAUUAAGUCAAUGUGUGUUUUUUGAAGAUUUUUAAUAAAAAUAAUAUAGAUGAGAGUUGCUAUUGUGUUUCUUUUAGUGAUUUAAAGUAUCAAAUAAAAGGGGAAGUGCAAUGAAAACAGCUCAGUAGUGUCUCUCUGUGGCGGAUUGUUAGAACAGCAGAAUGUUUGGAGUUGUAUUUGCUCCUGUUGGCAGAUAGAAGUACGUUUUUUAAUUGAUACAGUUUGGUAGACCCUGAUCUCGCUUAGGUUUCCACAUGUGUGUCAUGCAGGAACCAUGUUUGCUUUGUGACAGUCUUUAAGAAGCUUGAUUUUUUUUUUUUCUAAAAGUACAAGAUAACACUUCUCUUUUGGCCUCUAUUCACUCUGACUCCUCUUUCUCUUUCCCCCUCAGAGCAGGCCAGGGCCAUGCUGACAGAGCUGUGUCUGGCAUCGGAUGAGUUUGACCAUUUUGCCGUCAAAUCUCACGGCAGCAUCACCUUUUGUCUGAAGGAGUUAAGGGUAAGUCAGACAACAAAUGUGGAGAUGACAGAGGAGAAGUAGAGCAGAAACAGACCUUUCGAGAGAAAGGAGAAGUUUUCAGGUAGUUACAACAGACAGAGGUUAAGGUUUUAAAUAGGAGAAAUAAUACUUGUAAUGAGUAACUUUUGUUGAGUAACUUUUUUGUCAUUUCUCCUGCAGGGGUUAUUAGUAUUUGCAGAGUCUACUGGUCUCCCUAUUACUAUGUACUUUGAUGAGCCAGGCAGGUAAGCAUGCUCGCAUAAGGUUCCUUGAAGAUCUAAUGGGCUACUGAAUAUCAAGACUCCAACUAAUGAAAAUUCUCAGUAUAGGUUGAAUUUCAGGCUAUUUUCAGGUCAACAGAAUAAUUAAAUCUGCAAGUGCAGCAAAACUGCAAGAAAAGCUAGAGACCAAACCUUAGUAUUCAAUCGCUUUUAUCUCAAAACAUUUUAUAAAAGAUGACAGAAGAAAACAGCAAACCCUUCAUGGGAAGGAAUUUGUUUGAUUAACUUAUAUAACAUAUUGAAUAAAUGAUUAGUGUCAUUUGAUCAACAUUGACAUCUUGUGUGUUUGUGUGGGGUGGUGAUAUGAUGUGUAUAUUUGUGUUGGUGUUUACAUGUAUGUCUGUGUGUGUGUCUCAGCCCUGUGGUGCUUUCAGUGACAGACAGCGUCCUGGAGGGGAACUUUGUGCUGGCAACACUUUCAGAAGACGCCGGCCACCGUAAAAACAACUCUAGAGGGUAACACUAAACACUCCUGCAUGUGUGAAUGAAGCAGCUGCUGCCUCAGGCUGGAUUUUUUUGUAUUAUGCGCAAUUUUUAUUUCUUAUUUUUUUUAUAUUUUUGUGCGCUUUGUUGGCCAGCUGUGAACCAGUCCCAAAAAAGCUUCUGGCAGAAUAAGGAACUACCCUUUGAUCCAAAUUGUUCAUUCAGUUUUAAUGACAACAGGCAAGAAAUACUGGACGUUGCCUCUAAAGAGAUGCCAUCUAGUGGACAAAAUGACAGUUGAGGACAACUGUUUUGAAGACUGUGGGAUCCUCUGAAUGAAAGAUCAGCCUGAGAAGCUUUUUUUCAAAGAAAUCUCCAAAUUUACAAAAGCAGCAGUCUAGUCCUCAAAAAGGGAAGGUUGUAUGCUGAGACAUGAUGUGAAUCUGUCAUGUGAGGCCCCAGUCUUCACCAGUCCUUCUUUAGUUCUCACUUGUCGUGAGCCCACCAUGGAGUAGGAUAUAGACAUGUUUAGGGAUGGAUGUGAAAUUCUGUGAAAUUCUACUGUAACAGUUAAAGAUUUCUUUAACCUGGCAUUUAAAAUCUGUUGAACUUCUUGUUUUCAGCUUUGAUCUUAUUUAUUGUACUUGCUAGAGAUAGGGGAGGAAUAUCACCUGUAGAAGGUAAACAACACUUGAAUAAGUGUCCAUCUGCCUCUUCAUCCUGCAUUGGUGUAUAGUAACACUGAAAGAUAUCUUGUUAAACUUCAUCAAAAUAAACUUUAACGAGCUUUACACCUCAAAUUGUUUUACAUCAAUAACUGUGCCUUUGUUUGGUUUGGUCAGCUGAAUGAAAUCAAAAUGUUAUUAUUAUUAUUAUUAUUAUUAUUAUUAUUAUUAUUAUUACUGUGUAUUAUUGUGCAGCUCAUUAUGUGACCAGAGAGACAUUUCCACCUCUCUUUUCCUCAUACUCAAAUUUGUCUUGACCACCUUUAAUCAUUUUUUCAGAGGGCGCUCACCACAACCACCGCCCCCUCCUGAUGACUUCAUGAAUGACGAUAUGGAUUCUUUCAUUAUCGCUAUGGAUACCAGCAUGGCACCCGGUCCCUCAACUUCACGUCCAUCCACAUCCCGCUCUGAUUAUUCUACAUGUUCAAAACAGUCGACUGCAGCCAAUCACAGGACAAGGCAUCGCAGUGAGGAGGAGGAAGAGGAGGAGGAAGAUAACACAGAUGAUUUAGACAGACCACCUAAUAAGAAGGUAUGGGUCACAAAUUCAGUGAUGAAAGGAUUUAAAGGCUCAGAGAAAAUGAGAAACUGUUAGGUAAAUAUAGAACAGAGAUGGAUUUCCAGACAUGCAAAAAAUCUGUUCCAUGUGCCAUCGUAUUUUUAUAAGAAUUAAUUACAUAUUUAUCACCAAAAAACUGAAAAGAGUGUAUCAAAUCCUCUCUACAAAACCAGAUGAGAAAGACCAGCUGAGAGGAAGACCUUGAACCCGAAUGCCUAAAUUAAAACAGUUCUACAUUAAAUUCUACUUCUUUCUUAUUUUUGUUGACAUGGUCAGACAGAUGAUAAUUAUUAUUUAGAUGAAAUGUUAAAGCUGUAGUGGUUGUUGGUGGUGUACUGAAGUGCGUUAAGGGUGUCCCUGAUAUUUUGCACUGCUUUGCUUUGUUAAUAAAGUGGAUAAAAUAAAGGAACACCUUUUAGUCUAACACAUUCUAGCAUAUCACCACCCACUACAUCUUUAAUCAUAGAAAUAUAGUAAUCACUGUCUGAUUAUGUCAACAAAAACUGAAAAUGGAGAAGCUUCUUUAGGUGCUGUUGUAGAUUAGAUUACCCAGGUGUACUUAGUGUUAUGGCUGGUAGGUGUAUUUUACUCAAAAGGGUGCGUUAUUAAACAUGAAACACACUCUUCUAAUCCUCUGUCUGUUUUGUCCCUCAGUUCUGCUCCCUGUUCUUUGGAUCUGUGCUCCCUCCAUCCUCGCAAAUGACGACUCAGCCGGUGAUCAGUCAGGAAGUGUUGGCGAGUGACAGCGAGGAUGACCCACAGGAUGAGUGAAGGCGUGCUGAUGGAUGAUGAAUCAGAUGAUAGAUGGGUGUUGUGUGUUGAAUUACUUGUACACACCUACCUUGAGCAGGAUCAGAAAAUAGAAGCACUUCCUGAAACGUUUUCCACUUUUACAGACUGGAGGAUAUUUUUUCAUUUUAUAUACAAAGACGGUCUACAGUACAGAACGGGAUUACCACUGCUCAUGUAUAAUGGCUUUUUAUUGAACUAUUAUGUUGGAGGUGGAUUAUGUCAAACUGGACAGAAAGCUCUUCUACUUCAUUGUGGUUCAGUGUGCGCAGAAGUGAUCAAGGUGAAAGGAAGCCUCUUCAAAAUAAAAGAGACUUACUUACUUACUUUUCAACGUUUGUGAAAACCAUUUAUAAGUUAUUUACAUUUCAAGAGGUUCAAAUAAAAACAUCAAUAUA